Messenger RNA from Cylas formicarius (sweet potato weevil), 1913 nucleotides. Its product is annotated as peptidylglycine alpha-hydroxylating monooxygenase. Lineage: Eukaryota; Metazoa; Arthropoda; Insecta; Coleoptera; Brentidae. Gene Ontology annotation, molecular function: copper ion binding; oxidoreductase activity, acting on paired donors, with incorporation or reduction of molecular oxygen, reduced ascorbate as one donor, and incorporation of one atom of oxygen. The coding region runs from base 81 to 1112 and encodes 343 amino acids. Gene Ontology annotation, biological process: peptide metabolic process. Gene Ontology annotation, cellular component: extracellular region; membrane. The transcript has 5 exons. The record is from RefSeq and is a predicted model, not a curated record.
CGGUGUCAUCGACUGAUGACGUCAGAUGCGUAGUAUAUAACCUUAAAAAUUACAUUUCAAGCAAUCGAUUUACGCUGAGAAUGGCGACAAGCCAUAUGUUGCAGUUUGUUGUUUUUUUAAUAUUUUUCCUUUUUAAUGAAUUGUCAUGGGCUUCCGACAUAAAGAAAUUCCCUUUGCUUAUGCCAAACGUUCAUCCUGACAGAGAUGAAUUUUAUGUAUGCACUCCAAUCAAAAUAGUAGGCGAUAAGGACUUUUACAUUGUUGGCUUUGAACCAAAUGCUACUAUGAAUGUAGUGCAUCAUAUGUUGUUAUUCGGUUGCUCAACACCUGGAGCAGAUGCUGAAUAUUGGGAUUGCGGUGAAAUGGCCGACCCAGCUAGUGAUAACGGGAGAUUAAAAAAAGCCAGUCCUUGUGGGUCUGGAUCUCAUGUAAUUUAUGCAUGGGCCCGAAAUGCUAAGCCUCUGAAACUACCUGACGAUGUCGGUUUCCUAGUUGGUAAAAACACACCUAUACAGUAUUUGGUGCUGCAGAUACAUUAUUCAAAAAAAUUCCCUGAGGAAAAUACGGACAACUCCGGAUUGUUUCUGUUGUACACUGAGCAACCGCAAAGUAAAUUGGCAGCAGUGCUCUUAUUGGCUGUUGGAGGAGUGAUUCCACCUAAGUCUGUUACCCACAUGGAAGUUGAAUGCAGAAUAAAUGAAAGGAAAACAAUAUAUCCUUUUGCAUAUAGAACUCAUACUCAUGGAUUAGGAAGAGUGGUGUCAGGGUAUAGAGUGGUGAGAGAUGACGAUGGUGUAGAUCAUUGGAAUUUACUGGGAAAGCGAGAUCCAUUGACGCCACAAAUGUUUUAUCCUGUAUUUGAUAAAACUCCUAUUAAAUAUGGGGAUAGAGUAGCAGCAAGAUGUACGAUGGACAGCUCAUCUAGAGAUAGAUAUACGGAAGUGGGUCCAACCAACAAUGAUGAAAUGUGUAAUUUUUAUCUAAUGGCUUAUGUAGAAGAAGGUAAUCCAUUAGAGACCCCGCAGUGUUUCAAACCUGGCCCGCCAAAUUAUUCCUGGGAAAGUGAUCAUUUAAAUAAUAUACCUGAUGCGGAAGCUUCAUCCUUAUACUGAAGGAACUUGACCAAACUGAUCUACAACAUAAUAUACCUACAUGUGAUUAUAAAGUCUAUUUAAAAAUUAGUGACAGUAUUUUUGUAAGUUGUUUUCAAUGCACAUUUUUAAAAAAUUUUUAUUUUAUAUAUCUACUUAAAGAAUCUCUAUAUCUAUUUGAUUAUUUAUUUAUUUAUUUAUUGGUCUGUUUAAAUCAUUCUCAGUACUUAAAUUGUUAUAAUUGCAUUCCAGAGGCUCUAAAAUAUUUUUUUAGACUCUUGUACCUUGCCUUUCAGGGACUUCCAGUAUGUAUUCAUAUCAGCACAUUUUAGUUGCACAAUUAUGUCUCGAAAUCACUAUUGAAAUGUUUCAGAAUUAUAUUUUAAAAACCUGGUUGCACAUAUAACUCUGAAACAUUUAAUCGUCUGUAGAUUAACUAUAGUUAUAGUACCAAAAUUAAGUCAAAUUACAAAUUUGAUGUAGGGACAUUAAUUCAAUUAAAAGUGUUUGAAUCUGUAUUAUUGAAUAAUAUAACAUUUAAAUAAUAUUUAAGAUAAGACAUUGCAGAAGGUGUACAUUUUCCUAUAAUGCUUCCUAGGACAAUAGUUGACGGCAUUUCCCGUACAACGAUUUUAUUUUAAUUAGACCGCAUUAAUCAUUUACAUUUAUGAGAUUUUAUGUAUGUUACAAUAUAUUUUGUUAGCCAGCUACUUAAUGAUGUGAUAUGCACUAUAGUAUAUAGAUGAACCUAUGUGUUAUUCAGUUAUUUCAAAAAUAUAUUUGAAUUGUUAUUAGAUAAAUGCACAUAAUAAAUUUUUCAAA